Oryzias melastigma (Indian medaka) is the source of this 4140-nucleotide messenger RNA. Its product is annotated as SPRY domain-containing SOCS box protein 4. The transcript has 4 exons. Gene Ontology annotation, cellular component: SCF ubiquitin ligase complex. The coding region runs from base 365 to 1225 and encodes 286 amino acids. NCBI's taxonomy places the organism in Eukaryota, Metazoa, Chordata, Actinopteri, Beloniformes, Adrianichthyidae. The record is from RefSeq and is a predicted model, not a curated record. Gene Ontology annotation, biological process: proteasome-mediated ubiquitin-dependent protein catabolic process. Gene Ontology annotation, molecular function: protein binding.
AAUCAGCGCUUGCUCUGUUGAGUGCGGACUGGCAUCGAGUGUCUGCCUGCUUGGACGUAUCGAGCGGCUGUUUAUCUCAACAAAGACAUCGUUUCUGUAGUGUUGAAACCUUUGUAACACCGCUGGAAUUACGCUGUUGUCAACAGUAAAAAUAAAAAGGAAGAGGGGGCCACACUUCUCGGCUGGAGGACAAAUGGUGCCCGAAAGUAUCGCCUGUUGUCGGAUGUUGUAGCAGCUCUAUAUGAUGACGUUAGUGGCAUGAAACCGGAUCAAACCCAUCUCUCUUUCAUCAUUCCCUCCUCCAUCUCCUUUCCUCACUCUUCAGGAAGGAAGUGCCUCAUCAGUGUCGUCGCAUUUAUGAGAAAUGGGCCAGAAGAUUUCUGGCAGCAUUAAGUCGGUGGACGGUCGUGGAGAAAGUGGCGCCUCCCCGUCAUACCGACCCACCGCUCAUCGUCGGCAGCAUCUAGAGCUUAGGGGCCCAGACUUCUCCAGGCCUCCCAGAUUAGACCUUUUACUGGACAUGCCAUGUGCGGGAUUAGAGACCCAGCUUCGUCACGCUUGGAACCCCGACGACCGCUCGCUCAAUAUUUUCAUCAAAGACGAUGAUAAGCUGACUUUUCACCGGCACCCUGUAGCUCAGAGCACGGACUGCAUCAGAGGGCGCGUGGGAUACACGCGAGGUCUCCAUGUGUGGAAAAUUCACUGGCCUGCCCGGCAGAGGGGGACCCACGCCGUGGUCGGGGUGGCGACGGCUGAAGCUCCUUUACAUUCUGUCGGGUACACGGCGUUGGUGGGUGCAGACUCUGAGUCGUGGGGCUGGGAUCUGGGCCGGAACAGGCUGUACCAUGACAGUAAAAACCGGGCCCACAGCUCCCUGCCCUCAUACCCGUGUUUCCUGGAGCCAGAGGAAACGUUCAUCCUACCGGACUCCCUGCUAGUGAUUCUGGACAUGGAUGAAGGAACACUAAGCUUCAUGGUGGAUGGACAGUAUCUAGGAGUGGCAUUUCGAGGCCUAAAAGGAAAGAAGCUUUAUCCCAUUGUUAGUGCGGUGUGGGGGCAUUGCGAGAUAUCCAUGAGGUACAUCAACGGCUUGGAUCCCGAGCCUCUGCCUCUGAUGGAUCUCUGUCGGCGUGCCGCCCGCCUAGCGUUAGGUCGUGACCGACUUCAGGAGAUCGAGAGACUUCCUCUUCCUCAGUCGCUCAAAAAUUACCUCCAGUACCAGUGACUGACACCAGCAGAGCCAACCGGGACUAAAAGGACACAACAGAGGAGCUGGCAGGGAGCCUUCAGAUGGACGACGCCUGGAUGACUUUAAGGAGGCGCAGACGUCCACACUGGGAGCUCCGUGGCUCACAUGACUCUCCACGAGGAGGGACACGAAGCUGGUAGACGAUCUGAGGGAAGUUCAGGUUUCCAGCUGAACAGAACCGCCUUCUCUUUGAUUUAAGCUGCUUUUCCAUUUGUUUUAGAUUUAUGAGUAAAUUAUUGAUGACUGUCCCAUCAGUGUCUCGCCGUCCAGGAUGAAAGCCCAUCUCCUGAUGCCACUUUGUGGUUAAGUAGUGAAGGCCGAGGCGAUGAUGAGCAAACACUGCCACCUGGUGGUGAGAAGCAGAGCAGGAGGAAGCACACUAAUCCCAUCCACAGAGGCCUUUCUGACACGCAGUCAGGGACUGUUGCUGCUGCAGGUGUCUGUUCGGAAUGAGGGCGGAGUCCGGGAGGAUUUCAGCACUGAUGCUUUAUGUGGUCGAGCCUGAGCCCGCCCACCAGCUCACACAGCACGCAGAACAGAUUGAGACUACCGGUCUGUCAUGUGGAGUUAAACAUCAGUUUGGAAACAUUUCUGCUGGUUUUAUGCAAACAUCUGUUGAGAGCUAAGACCCUUUUAGACAUAAACGCCUGAUCUGGUGGCUUUUUCAACAUAAUCCGUUUGAUUAUGAUACAUGGUGCUUUAUUCAGCUUAUGAUAUGAAUGAAGCACCAUUUUUUUCAGUCUUAAAUUAUCAUCGCUGUCAGUUUUUUUUUUUGUCAGCGUUUUAGUGUUUUCUUGCAUUUUGUGCAUCUAACUUCAGAGUUUCAGACAGUGUUGCCAGAUAGAGUCAGUUUUUCAGCCCAAAAGUCAUCUAAAAACCUCCACAUUCUACAAAAAAAGAAAAAAAAGCCUAAAAAAGCUAAUUGCCGUUAAUUUAACAUCUGGUAUUUAUUACUUCCCAUUUUGAUUAAAAUCCCAACUUUAAGACAUUUCUUUCUACUGAUUUCACAUCCACCAUUUGACUCCUAUUAAAGUUUAUUAACAAUUACAGGAAAUCAAAUGUGAGCUGACGUACACCCCGUCCCCCUUUUACUUCAAAUGUCAAGAACAAUAAAUUUUUUUAAGUAAAUGGGGAAAAAGACAAUAAUAAUCAUAAAAUAUUUCGGGGUUCUUAUAACUUAUCAUGAUCAAAAGUGGAAAGAGUUUUUGCAUUUUUACUUUUCAUGAAUUUGAGUGGGGUAAAAUACAAGCAAAUCUACAAGUAUAACAUUGUAAAGAGUGGUUUGAUUUUUAAAAAUCUGUUCUUUAAAUGAGAAAACAUUAAAAAUUAAAGCAAAUAGCUAAUCAUCUGAGAUUACUCCAAAAACGUUUAGGUAUUUUCUGAAUUUUUAUGUGACACAAACAGUAAAAAUCCCCCCCAAAACUUUCAAAAACAAAUGAUCUAUUUUUUUAUUAAUAUCAGAAAAAUCACAUCUGUUUUAUUCUUGCAUCUUUUCAUACUGACUUUAUGUCAGAUUUAAACACUAAAUUGACAAAGCUGAAAUACAUUAGGCUACCUAUUCAAUGAAAAGUGAGGACAUGUAAUAAAAAUGUCAAGAAUGUGUUUAAAAUAAUAAUAACGGAUUACAUUAUUAUCAUAACUUUACAUAGGAGGUCGUAGGAUUAAAACCAUACAUAUAAAUUGGAUUUUUACAUCAGAUUAAUGGACACAUUUAUUCUAAUAUUUGUUGCUCUUGCUGGUGAGGACGAUGACAGGUGCCUCACGUGCCUUCCUGAUUAAUGAGGAACUACAAACCAUUAGCUACAUAAUAUAUAUCCACCCACUCAAUGCAAGUUUUGCCCGCAAAGUUAGAAUCAAAACUGCCCAAUCUGGCAACACUGGUUGUAGAGGCUUUGAUGGAAAUGAGGCAUAUUAAAUUGAGUUUUUUAUACUUAGCACCAAAUUAAAACAAGACCAAUUUCAUGACCUACAGUCAAAACACCAGACCGUAAUGAUGCUAAAGUAGAGAAGACGAGCACACUGUAACAAAAUGCUGCAAGCUGUGAUCCACUAGGAUCUCCGUCCUGACCUUUCCAUGAAGAGCCACGCGUCCGACGUGGUUUUCUCAGAGGACCAAACCUGUUUGCUGACUUACUGCUUUAAGGAUCCCAUCCUGGAGCGACACUAAAUGACCCGCGAUGCAGAAAAUUCCCAGCCGAAGUUUCUCAAUCGAUUGUCCCGCUGUCUGGCUGGUGCGGUCGGCCCAGACGGACACCUGCUGUUGUUUGUAGCCCCCCCGCUGUAGCUCACUGGUAGCAGUCGGUGUGUGUCUGCUGUCUAUUGACCACAAACCCUCAGAAAGCAGAGUGAUCCGUGCGCAGGACACACAGCACAGCCGGUGGAAGGAAUACAUACAAUCAAUGCACAACCACAUGUGUGAGCUCACACACCCUAAAGACCAAUCUAGUUUUAUUUCCUUAAAUGGCUUGAGUCACUUUUUUAUCUUCUGUUUAUAUCCUUCAUUAUUUUAACUAUUAUUAUUAUAAUUAUUGUGAGAGUGAGGUUUGAAUCUGAUGACGAUAGGAUGACAACAAUCUUUAUUUAUCACAAGCUAGUUGCGUGUUUGUUGAACUGACCUGUGACGGUCACAUUCAGGUAAAUUUAAUGCAAAGAUGCUGGCGAUGAAGGGAAAGAGAAAUCAACUUGUUUCUUCAAUGCUGCUUUAUGUCAUUGUUUUUUUGUUUGUUUGUUUUUCUUUUUUGUUGCGGACAGCGAAGGUCUUACCUCCUGUUUUUAUCAGUUAGGAUGGAGAGCGAGGGACCACUUCAAGAGAGUAGUAGAAUGUACGGACAGUGCAGCUCAGAUGUCAACUGAUGUGAAAUGUGAAUAAAAGCCAAGUGACUUUGAAUGUG